AUGAGCUCCACAGAUUCCUUGGACGAUUCCCUCCAACCAUUCCGACUGUUCGAUCUCCCACAGGAACUUCGAGAUAGAAUAUACGACCACAUGGUGCUAGACUUCGAACUCCCUCGAAUCGAAAGGGGACAGCCGGAUGCUCCCCCCGUGCGCAGAGUCUUCAGCAACGCCCGCAUCCUCGCGGUCACCCUGUCCAGCCGCCAACUCAGCCGGGAGUAUCGCGAUCGAAUCCCGCCUCCAUCCCACCUCACAGCGAAAUACGUGAGCUUCGAACCCGGCCGGGAUCCCUGGAAGCGUCCGAGUCGCCCGGAAACCAUCACCCACCUGCAGGUGGAAUUCUACGUCUUCUGUAAACCUUGCAUCCAACACGACGGCUUUGGGAGUUCGCCGUACUGCGUUCUCCAGAAUCGGGAAAGCUCGGGGGGAUUAGCGCGGUUUAUGUCGAUUCUUCAGACCGGGUUUCCGAAGCUCCGCGUCUUUGAUGUGAGGCUUGCGCUUCUGGCUUGGUGUGUUCAGGCUACCACUUGGUCGGAGAUGAAGCGAUCGCAUCCGCGACUCCUGGGACAAGUGCAAUAUUUGACUACAGAUGCGCAUAAGGUGACGGGGAUCCAGCUUCUCAAGUACAGCGGCAUCGAGGAUUUUGAUACGAUUCUUUCGGGCGAUUCGUGGAGAUACACCAUGUCCACUUGGAAGCGAGGAGAAGGGUGGAAGGCUGCGCCUGGACGGGAGUGA
Messenger RNA from Lecanosticta acicola, 732 nucleotides. Lineage: Eukaryota; Fungi; Ascomycota; Dothideomycetes; Mycosphaerellales; Mycosphaerellaceae. The record is from the annotation of a GenBank genome assembly.